AGACUAGACUUACUACCUCCUCCAAACGAAAAGUUUGCUCAGAGAAAGACCUCAAGUCAAGCGAACAGUGAACGAGAAUCGAGAGGCACCCGAGCGAAGUGAGUAUCUGGCGGAGAUCCCGAUCCUGAUGUCGCUGGCUUACCCGUUCCUUAAGUUCAUCAUGGGCCAGACGCUGUCGGAGCCGGUGACCACCAAGGACUCGGCCUGCAGUGGCAAUGCGGCGUACCGCGUGGGCUCCAGCUGCAUGCAGGGGUGGCGCGUGGAGAUGGAGGACGCCCACACCCACAUCCUGGCCCUGCCGGAGGACCCGCAGGCGGCCUUCUUCGCGGUCUACGACGGUCAUGGCGGGGCGGGCGUGGCCAAGUUCGCGGGCAAGCACCUGCACAAGUUCGUGACGAAGCGGCCGGAGUACAGGGACAACGGCGUGGAGGUGGCCCUGAAGCGGGCCUUCCUCGACUUCGACCGCGAGAUGCUGCACAACGGCUCCUUCGGGGAGCAGAGUGCCGGCUCCACGGCCGUGGUGGUGCUCAUCCGGGAGCGGCGCCUGUACUGCGCCAAUGCGGGCGACUCGCGGGCCAUCGCCUGCGUGGCCGGCGUGGUGCAGGCCCUCUCCGUGGACCACAAGCCCAACGACCUGGUGGAGACCAGGCGCAUCCUUGCCGGCGGCGGCUGGGUGGAGUUCAACCGCGUCAAUGGCAACCUGGCCCUGUCCCGCGCCCUCGGCGACUUCGUCUACAAGAAGAACGCGCUGAAGAGUCCCGAGGAGCAGAUCGUAACGGCCAACCCGGAUGUGGAGGUGCGGGACAUCGGCGAGGACUGGGAGUUCGUCCUCCUCGCCUGCGACGGCAUCUGGGAUGUGAUGAGCAGCGCGGAGGUGGGCCACUUCGUCCGAAGGCGCAUCUGUGACGGCCUGGAGCCGGACGCCAUCUGCGAGGAGCUGAUGAACAACUGCCUGUCCCCGGAUGGCCAGUCCAGCGGUCUGGGCGGCGACAACAUGACCGUGAUCCUGGUGUGCCUGCUGCACCACAAGAGCUACGAGGACCUGGUGGUGCGUUGCGGGGGCAAGCGGAAAGCCACGUCCGUGGAGACCGUGGGCGACAUCAAGGAGCAGCCCGUCCUCAAGGUGGUCCCUCCCUAUUCCCAGGGCUCCUCGGGAACGGGAAUGGGAAUGGGCAUGGGCAUGGGCACGGGCACGGGCACCGGCUCCUCAUCCUCGCGAUUGGGCCUGGGCUUGGGCCUCCGCGAUUCGCCACGGGAGAAGUCCUAGUUAACACCCUAUUUUUUUACACCUUUUUAUGUUUCAAGUUCAUCGUUCUUUGACACACACAUUUAUACUCCCCCAUUUGGAACAUUAGCACGGCGAUCCUUACUCUGAUGGCAGUCCAAAUCUCCAGUCUUCGAACAAGUUUCUUUCGAAUUUUUUUGCACCGGCUAGCAACAAAAAUUUAAUAAACUGGUUCAAUACCAAGAA
This is a messenger RNA of Drosophila rhopaloa, 1471 nucleotides long. It is a transcript of the gene Ppm1, whose product is annotated as probable protein phosphatase 2C T23F11.1. Gene Ontology annotation, biological process: protein dephosphorylation. Bases 128 to 1267 code for a protein of 379 amino acids. Gene Ontology annotation, molecular function: cation binding; protein serine/threonine phosphatase activity. The transcript has a single exon. Lineage: Eukaryota; Metazoa; Arthropoda; Insecta; Diptera; Drosophilidae. The record is from RefSeq and is a predicted model, not a curated record.